AUGUCUGUCAAAACUUUCUUCCUUUUCUGCGCCCAAGCACUCAUGGUUCAGACCAUCACUGCCUACUGCCUGGGCAACGGACUGGCCUACGAAGGUUCCUUGAUUGAUGGUGCUCCCUGCGGCGCCCCUUGUGGAGGCUUAGGUUGGGCUAGUUACGGUGCCGGUGGUUACGGUGCUAGUGGUUAUGGUGCCGGUUGCGGUCUAGCUGCAAUUCCAACUGCUAGCGGCGGUGGUUUCCCUGUCGCCAGCGCGUCUCCCAUCCCGCCUGUUGGAGUAUCUGUUCUCUCAGAGAACGAGAUCGGAGGAAUCCUGACUGCAGUUGGUGAGCUGCCUUUCCUAGGCACCGUUGGUCUGGAGGGUGUGCUUCCAACUGCUGGUGCUGGUGCCGUCUCUUACGGCUGCGGAAACGGUGCCGUGGGUAUCAUUAGCGAAGACAUCACCGCGUCCGGUUGGUCUUAUCCGGCUGCCACUGGGUUGGGUUACGGACCUGGCCUUGCUGCAGGCUUCGGUUACGGUCCCGGUAUCGCUGGCCGCGCCUUCGGUGGUUGCGGAUGCGAUGUCCUCUAA
Messenger RNA from Parnassius apollo (apollo), 567 nucleotides. Lineage: Eukaryota; Metazoa; Arthropoda; Insecta; Lepidoptera; Papilionidae. The record is from the annotation of a GenBank genome assembly.